Molecule: messenger RNA, 927 nt
Organism: Lachancea nothofagi CBS 11611
Lineage: Eukaryota; Fungi; Ascomycota; Saccharomycetes; Saccharomycetales; Saccharomycetaceae
Source: the annotation of a GenBank genome assembly
AUGCCAAUCCAGCUAUGGGGUAAAGAUCAGAUCAAAGUUGUUUACGAACAAGACCGUAAUGACGAUUUCACACCCUGGAGUGCACAACAUAGUAAUCACUUUCAACGUCCCGGGUUAUCAGGGUUGAUCCACAAGGUCAAAUCAGGAGCGCAAAGAUUCACGGCAAGCGCUUCAGAUAUGUCGAUUUGGCGCAUCGGAAUUACUCAUUGGACCAUGCUGACUAUUUGGCUGGUGUUGCUGGCCAAAUUUUCGACCCUUUACGCACCUUGGUACGCGCGCUCAGCAAUACUGACAACCCUGUGCACCAAUGCUAUCCUCUUUGGCAUUUCCGACAUUCUGGCCCAGUGUAUCAGCCAGUAUAACGGGUCCACUAAUAUGCAGCUGCCGCAGUUUUUGUCCUUCGAACCCGCAGAGAGCUUGGAUCUCGAUAUUGAAGAUAACGUUUCAAUGUUCAACGAUUACGGGCCAUCUACCACCAUAAACUCUGAAGAAGGACCAGUCUCUUUCACAAAAAAAUCAGGAUUUGGAUUCUACCGCUGGUUUUGCUUCAUGGCAUGGGGCUCUGGGUUGGCGUUUUUCCAAGUACCUUGGUACCGCAUCCUAAAUUUUCUAUAUACAGAAGACCCCACCGUCGUACAAACCUUAGAGCGAGUGUUAUCGGACCAGCUGGUCUACUCUCCGAUCUCGCUUUACUGCUUUUUUAUGUAUUCCAACUAUGUCAUUGAGAAAGGUGACUCGACAACUUUCAAAGCCAAGAUAGGAAGAGUUUACCUCGGUACGUUGGGCUUCAAUUAUGUUCUCUGGCCCCCUGUGCAAUUCAUCAACUUCUUGCUGAUGCCAAAGCAUUUUCAGGUACCUUUCAGUUCUUCAAUUGGAGUUUUGUGGAAUUGUUUUCUAUCGAUACGCAAUGCAUCUAACUCCCUUUGA